GUGCGUUAUCGUCCUGCCCUGCUGCUGAAUGUCCGUCCCGGAGGAGGAGGAGGAGAGGCUUUUGCCGCUGAUCCAGAGAUGGCCCCGAGCGAGCAAGUUCCUACUGUCCGGCUGCGCGGCUACCGUGGCCGAGCUAGGCAUGUGCUGUGGUGCUUGAAGGUUGUACUUUAAGAAGCUUCGCGAGCUGUCAUUCCUCUGUAGGAAUCAUUUUCCUUUUCAUGAGGAUGACCUUUUUAAAAACGUAAUCUGUUUCCCGUCCUUACUGAGAUAAUCUCUGUGGUUUAUAGUCUUACACAGCCACACUGUCAUUAUCUUGUGGGUCCAAGUUGUGGACCUACCUUAUGGGACUUCCGUUAUUAACCUGCCACUCACAGAGCAUCGACUUAAGCAUCCGCCGGUUACUUGACCUCUUUGAGUGUAAUUCAUCUAUACUGUUUACCUUGCAGGAUUCUGAGAAGUCAAUAAUAUAUGAUUGCAAAACCCAAGGCAGGACACCCAUUAGUUGCGACAUUUUUAUAAUUCCUACAAUACCAGGGACUGUGGAUAUAUAUUUGAAAAGACCCAGUUCUGACCUUCUUACAGGCUGCUGGGGAGACAGAGAAAGACAAUUAUAAUGUGCUACUUGUUAUAAAGGAGAUAUUAUUAGGUGUCACAAAAGCAUAGAAGAGCAGUUACAUCUGCCUAAAUGAGUAAGAAGAAACUUUAAGAGGCCAUCUAGAGUGGAAUGAUGAUGCCCUUGAAUGAGCAAGUAGCGUUUAUUCCAAGGAUUUUGUGAGUAGUGUACUCAUGUGUUUCCUGUGAAGCCUUAACUGUGUAUUUUAAGAUUGCCCUUUACAUUUUCUUGCCUGUUACAAAAAAAUAAAAAGAACAGUUCUGAUGCGUUAUCAUUUGUAAAUGUUAGUUGGUCCUAUUUUAAGAGUUUAUUUUUUAAUUCUAGCAUAGCCAGCCACGAUCUGUUGUUUCGUGCUCUUCCGUUUUUGCCUUUUAGCCCCUCUAUUUUUUAAUGUCUCUCCUUUCGAAAAUGAUGGAGAAUUUUUACUUUUCAUUGUUUUUACUGAAAUAAAAUUCAUCAGCUUAAAAAGAUCUAAAAGCAGAUUGCUGAAUGAUAUUUCCAGGUUUUAUUUUUAACUGAUGUGUCCCCCUGUGACUCAAUGGCUUUUAUACAGGACUAUUCCUCGUUAAAAAUUCAUGGAGAGAAUUGUGUGUGGAGAGUGGAUGGGAAUCAAAAUGUGGGAUGGUUUUAAGUCCAUCCACUUCAGGAACCUGAAGCAUCAUUUAAGAAACCAGCAAGAAAACAAAACUAAUUUUGAAAGACAUAAUCUGUGUAAUAUGGAGAAAUCUAUUAAGAUUUUUCAGGUUUCGUAUGUCUAUGCAAGCUACUCUGUUCUAGGGAAACUGUCAGCAAGAUUAACUUUUCCAAAAACCAGUGGUAAGAUUUAAUAUUCACUUCCCUUCCCCAUAUUGUUUUCUCUUGGAAAAGGUAUACUAAGGUUUUGUGUCAGGUGGUGGUCAUUGAAAAGUCUUAUAUAAUGUAAGUAAUGUUCAUGAACUUGUCUGAGUGUUAUUAUUUUCAUUAUUCAGGACAUUUUCUGUAUAAAGUUAUGAGCUUUAUCUUCCUUAUGUGGGCCAUUUAGCUUAACUGUAUUAAGGUAAAAGGUCUGUAUCUAAUUUAAAACUUAAAACCAAAAACAUUUUUCCAAAAUACAGUUAGUACUUGUAAGGAGGCCAUGAGUAGGCCAUGCAUAUAAUUUAGUGCUGGAAAAAUAAUUUCAUAUAUACUUUAAUUGAAAGAAUAUUGAGCUUAUGACCCUUGAAUAUAAAAGACAUUAUAAACUCCAUUACAUCUUCUGUAUCUCAAACAUCAUGUCAGUCAUUCAUCUGCAUGUGAACAUCACCCAUGAAAUUAUAGAAUUCAGCUUCAUCUAGCAUUUAUUAUAGUACAUAAGAAUAUAUAGUGCAGUAUUCUAAUGUUACAUUAGAGCUCAAAUAAUCAUGGCUGCUUUCAAGAGGAUGGCACACAAUAUGGAUACUUUAAAUUAUUUCCCACUGAAAAGCAAAAAUGAAUGACUUACAUAUUAAAGUUAAAUUUCUGAAUAGAAAGAACCCAAGGCUUGUCAUUGUAAUUUUUUUUUUUUUUUUUUUUUUUUUGUGCUAGUGAUCCGGGAUGCUCUUGCGUAGUGAUUCUUAAAUUUGGGACUGUGUGAGAAUCAAGUUUCUAAACCCUCUUCAACCUACUGAAUUAGAAUCCAUGGGCACGGGGCUAGAAAAUUUCUAAUUUUUAAAAUUUCCCUAGCUGAUUCUGAUAUAUUCUAAAAUUUGAGAACAACCAGUCUUGGGAAAAUAUUACUCCUAUGAUUUUAGAUUUUUGUUUGUUUCUCUGAAUGUUGUGGGUUUUUCCCUGCAUUUGUGUUUUUGUUAGCAACCUUUCCCCUGGAUCUCACAAAAACUCGACUCCAAAUGCAAGGAGAAGCAGCUCUUGCUCGGUUGGGAGACGGUGCAAGAGAAUCUGCCCCCUAUAGGGGAAUGGUGCGCACAGCCCUAGGGAUCAUUCAAGAGGAAGGCUUUCUAAAGCUUUGGCAAGGAGUGACACCCGCCAUUUACAGACACGUAGUGUAUUCUGGAGGUCGAAUGGUCACAUAUGAACAUCUCCGAGAGGUUGUGUUUGGCAAAAGUGAAGAUGAGCAUUAUCCCCUUUGGAAAUCAGUCAUUGGAGGGAUGAUGGCUGGUGUUAUUGGCCAGUUUUUAGCCAAUCCAACUGACCUAGUGAAGGUUCAGAUGCAAAUGGAAGGAAAAAGGAAACUGGAAGGAAAACCAUUGCGAUUUCGUGGUGUACAUCAUGCAUUUGCAAAAAUCUUAGCUGAAGGAGGAAUACGUGGGCUUUGGGCAGGCUGGGUACCCAAUAUACAAAGAGCAGCACUGGUGAAUAUGGGAGAUUUAACCACUUAUGAUACAGUGAAACACUACUUGGUAUUGAAUACACCACUUGAGGACAAUAUCAUGACUCACGGUUUAUCAAGUUUAUGUUCUGGACUGGUAGCUUCUAUUCUGGGAACACCAGCCGAUGUCAUCAAAAGCAGAAUAAUGAAUCAACCACGAGAUAAACAAGGAAGGGGACUUUUGUAUAAAUCAUCAACUGACUGCUUGAUUCAGGCUGUUCAAGGUGAAGGAUUCAUGAGUCUAUAUAAAGGCUUUUUACCAUCUUGGCUGAGAAUGAAAGGUAAAAGAGUUCUUCAAAUUCAGCUGCAUACCACCAGCUCUCCCAACCUCAGAUGGUGGGCAUUUCUGGAUGGAUGGCUGCGGUUAUGGAUAAAGGCUGUAACUGUUAACACAGAAAAACAUGAAAAGCUCAGGCCCAAGAAAGGCCUUGGAGCCAGCCAAACAGAAUUUGUUCUAAUGGACAUGGAUGAUGUUGAACAGAAAAAAGUUUACAAGUGCUUUGUGGUUGCACUAAUGUAUACUCACUGCCAUUUUAAGAGGGGGAAGUACACUUUAAAAUAUAUUUGAAUGUCAUGUACUGAUAUGCAGUAGCUUAUUGUUUUUCUAGUUGCAGAGAAUGUGAAGUUUAAUCUCUUAAAAUAUUUAGAUCGUCUACUUUUUCAUUGAAUUUGUCAAUAUGUAAUUGCAUUGUAAAAUAUUUUAUAUAUACACAUAUAUAUAUAUGCUUAACUUCCCAAGUGUUCUGCAUUGGACCACUUAGGGAAAAUUUUGUUUUUUUUAUGUUUUGUAAUUUUUAAAUUAAGUAAAGACUGGAUCAAAAUAAUUACAUCCAAACUAGACCAUGAACAACUGAUUUAGCAUUAUUCUUUGUGGGGUCGGGGAGUUGGGAUGAAAACACUGCUUACGCACUGACAUCAUUCCUUGGGAUCUGGAUCAACACGAAUUUCAGGAAUUUUUAACCUGAAAUGACUCCUUGGGAUUAUCUAAUUUAACCUUCCCAUUUCACAUGUUAGUAAACUGAGAUUCAGAGAAGUAGAGUUGUUUAUGCUCAUGAGUGACUUAGUAGCAGAGCCAGGAUAAAAACACAGUUCUCCUAAUUAAUAUGAUUAUUAUGACCGAGAGUUAUUGUUCACUAAUUAGGUACCAAGGAAGGGUCUUAUGUCAUGGUCACAACCCAGUAGAGUCUUCUAAAAACAGAUUUUUCCUUAUGGCAUUUGUAUGUCUCAUACAUUUUAAAUGAAUCUGAAUUGUCUCUAGCAUACAUUUUAGAAUGGAGUCACCAUGCUUUAGCUUGAACAUUAAGACCUUCUAUAAUCUAACCAAAUCCAGUAUACCCAAUACUUAUCCAAUCACAUUCAUAAUUUUCUGGUGAAAUCAUAUCUACUGAUUAUUUUGGAACAUUGCUUAUUUUUGCCAACUUGGAAUCAUCUUGUUUUCCAAAAUAAUCCACAGUAAAUAAAAAGGAUUAAAAAUUUCAGUAAUUUUUAUGUCCAUACUCACAGACUUAAGAAUUCCAAACUCACUUACUUAUUAUGGUACUACUCUAUGUGGUAUUUCUCUACAUUUUUUCUGCUCUGAAAUGAUUUUUUCUUACUGAAAAUGCAUAUACUUAUUUUUAAUUAUGUAGUUUUUUAUAUGUAUAAGUGAAUUAGUAUAUAUAAUUAUAGACUCAAUUUAUGCCAUAUAUAAGAUAUAAAUUAUAUAUGAAUUAAUUUAUAUAUAAUUAAAGGGAUAACAUUAAGUUUGCUUUCAAUAUGGAAUAACAUGUCUUUUUCAAGUGCUCCAAAUCCUAUUUGAUUGUAAGCCACUAGUGGGUAGGUAUACAUCUUCCAUUUUUAUAUAAAUCUCUGCUCUCUUUAGUAGCAUUUCUUUGCUAUUAAGAAAAAAUGAUUACAGCUACAUAUGACAUGAAUCAAUCAAUUUUAUCUUUAUUGUUUUAAGAAUCUGUGACUGGCCAGGCACGGUGGCUCACGCCUGUAAUCCCAGCAUUUCGGGAGACCGAGAUGGGCGGAUCACGAGGUCAGGAGAUCGAGACCAUCCUGGCUAACACGAUGAAAUCCCAUCUCUACUAAAAAUACAAAAAAUUAGCCGGGCGUGGUGGCGGGCGCCUGUAGUCCCAGCUACUCAGGAGGCUGAGGCAGGAGAAUGGCGUG
Messenger RNA from Symphalangus syndactylus (siamang), 5090 nucleotides. RefSeq names its product solute carrier family 25 member 27 (gene SLC25A27). Lineage: Eukaryota; Metazoa; Chordata; Mammalia; Primates; Hylobatidae. The record is from RefSeq and is a predicted model, not a curated record.